Messenger RNA from Anguilla anguilla (European eel), 3794 nucleotides. RefSeq names its product cysteine rich transmembrane BMP regulator 1 (chordin-like) (gene crim1). The record is from RefSeq and is a predicted model, not a curated record. The coding region runs from base 678 to 3770 and encodes 1030 amino acids. The transcript is spliced from 17 exons. Gene Ontology annotation, cellular component: extracellular region. Lineage: Eukaryota; Metazoa; Chordata; Actinopteri; Anguilliformes; Anguillidae. Gene Ontology annotation, molecular function: serine-type endopeptidase inhibitor activity; protein binding.
UCCGUUAUGAGGUCACCGUGGGGGACUGAACUGAGGGUGAAGGCAAUGAAAAGCUCGGCACUAGAGAGCGAUAAACAUGAGACGGAGGGACAUGAAAUAUGUGAAAGCAGGAAGCGUUUUAUUUAAACAGGUUUAGUUAAGUAAGCCCAAGCCAGCAACUUAAUUAUAGGACUGAUCUUUCUUUGAGUUGACGGGGGAAAAGUCGCAUAUUGACUGUGGCGCUCCGAGCGCGCUGAACAGGAAGAAAUUCCCUAGCUUGCAAAAAAAAAAAAAAAAAAAAAAAAACCAGAGAAAAAAAGACGCAUGAGGGCAGAAAAGAAAGUUUUGCGUGGUGGAAACAAUCAGGAGCUAUUAAACUUUGCUUGCUAAUACCAGCGGUGCACGAAUCAUUCGCUUUAUUUUUACCGUGGGAUAAGGUGCCGAUUUUAUAUCGCUUUCUGUCUUUAAAAAAUCGUCAUUUUUGGGGGCAUACAACAUCAACAAAAGUUUUACGAACGGAAAAUCUAAAGCCAUACUUAACAAAAGCAGACAUUCUUUUGGAACUGUACACCUUCCGUAUCUACUUGGAUCGCUGGGUUUUUGUUCUUGCUGUUUUAACUGCUGUAGAAGAUUAUUAUUUUCUCCAAAUACUGUUUGGGGGCUUGGGGGCGGGUUGGAUAUAUUUUUCUCUUUCCUACAUGGCCUCUUCCAGGAUGUACUUUCUUACGAAAUGUAUUGUGAUCUCCCAACUUAUUAUCCUUGUAGCGAAGAGCAGCCAGGCGCUUUUGUGUCUGCCGUGCGAUGAGUCAAAAUGUGAGGAGCCGAAACAUUGCUCUGGUAGCAUGGUGCUGGGAAUCUGCGGCUGCUGUUCCGUCUGUGCCAAGCAGAAGAACGAGAACUGCGGUGGCGUUUUCGGUUUGUACGGGACCUGCGACCGGGGGCUUCGGUGCGUCAUUAGACCACCUCUGAACGGCGGCUCCAUCACCCAGUAUGAGGUCGGGGUUUGUGAAGAUGAAAACUGGGAUGACGACCAGCUUUUGGGAUUUGAACCUUGCAACGAAAACCUAAUUACCGGUUGCAACAUCAUUGAUGGGAAGUGUGAAUGCGACAGCCUGCGGACGUGCAACAACCCCUUUGAGUUCCAGAGCCAAGAUGCCUGCCACGCCGCCUUAAAGAAAAUCGAAGAGGAGAGGCCGGACUGCUCGAAGGCGCGCUGCGAGGUGCAGUUCUCGCCCCGCUGCCCCGAGGACUCGGUGCUGAUCGAGGGCUACGCACCGCCGGGGGAGUGCUGCCCGCUGCCCAGCCGCUGCGUCUGCAGCCCCGCCGGCUGCCUGCGCAAAGUGUGCCAGCCCGGCUACCUCAACAUCCUGGUCUCCAAGGGCUCGGGGAAGCCUGGCGAAUGCUGCGACCUCUACGAGUGCAAGCCGGUCUUCAGCGUGGACUGUAGUACAGUGGAGUGUCCGUCGGUCCAACAGGUGCAGUGUCCCCCCGAUAGCUAUGAGACCCAGGUUCGUCUCACGGCAGACGGCUGUUGCACCUUACCGACCAGGUGUGAGUGUUUACCUGGCCUGUGCGGCCUCCCUCAGUGCUCUGCAGGAAGUGUACCCCGCAUUAUCUUCCAUGGUGAUGGUUCCCCUGGAAGAUGCUGUGAUAUGUUUGAAUGCUUCAAUGAGAGCAAGCCCGCCUGCACCUUUAACGGCGCGGAGUACCGCGAGGGGGACAUGUUCCGGAUGGACACCUGCCGCUUCUGCCGGUGCCAGGGGGGCGUGUCCGUCUGUUUCUCUGCGCAGUGCGGCACGCUGAACUGCGAGCACUACUACGUGCCCGAGGGAGAGUGCUGCCCUGUCUGUGAAGAUCCCAUCUACCCUGUGCUGAAUUUUGCCGGUUGCUACGUGAACGGCCAGAUCCUGGCGCACGGGGACCACUGGCGGGAGGAUGACUGCACCUUCUGCCAGUGCGUGAGCGGGGAGGCGCGCUGCGUCGCGGCCGCGUGCGGGCACAGCUGCAUCAACCCGGUGACGGUGCCCGGAGAAUGUUGCCCUGUGUGCGAAGAGCCCACCUACAUUACUAUGGCGCCCCCUGCCUGUGGCUCUUUGGAAAACUGCAGCCUGACGGAGAAGGACUGUUUCUACGGUUUCCAGAGAGACCGGAACGACUGCCGCAUCUGCCAAUGCAAAACACGAGAAGAGCUGUGUAAAGGGUUGAUCCAAGGCUGCACCCUCGACUGUCCGUUCGGAUACCAGAUCGACGCUCACGGCUGCGAUGUGUGCCGGUGUAGGCCCCGGCCCAAGAAGUGCAAACCGGUGUCGUGCGACAAGGAGUGUCCCUUCGGAUUCAUAAAGAACAAACAUGGCUGCGAUGUCUGUCGAUGCAAGAAGUGUCCGGAACUGCCAUGUGAGAAGACUUGUCCAAUCGGCUUCCAGCAGGAUGAGCUUGGCUGUCUCAUCUGUCAGUGCAAAGACCACAGCGCUUCCUCUGUGGCUCCCGCAAUGAAGCAGGGCUCCUGCCUCUCCAUGGAUGGGCGUCGCCAUGAGAACGGGGAGAGCUGGCAUGAUGGCUGCCGGGAGUGUUACUGCCACAACACCCGGGAGAUGUGUGCCCUGAUCUCCUGCCCUGUGCCCGUCUGUGCCAGCCCCACCAUUCGGCCUGGCCAGUGCUGCCCGUCAUGCCCAGACGACCCCACCACCCACCGAACGGAGCUGAGCGACUCGUCGGUGUGCCUCGCCCCUGGCGGGGCGUACUACGUGGAGGGCGAGACCUGGAGCAUGGACUCCUGCACCCAGUGCGCCUGCCACAGCGGCCGGGUGCUGUGCGAGACCGAGGUGUGCCCGCCCCUGCUCUGCCAGAGCCCAAUCAGGACCCAGGACUCCUGCUGCCCUCACUGCUCAGAAGAGCCUCUCACCCCGCAGUCACCCGGUAACGACAGCAUGCCCAGCUACUGCAGGAAUGAGGAGGGCGACAUUUUCCUGGCAGCAGAGUCCUGGAAACCCAACACUUGCUCCAGCUGCGUCUGCCUCGACGGAAAGAUCCGGUGCUUCUCCGAGUCCUGCCCACUGGUCGGUUGUGUCCGGCCAGUCCUGCGCAAGGGACAGUGUUGCCCCUACUGUCUGGAGGAUACCGCAGCAAGGGCAGUGUGUCAUUUCAAUGGGAAGACGUACGCUGAUGAAGAACGCUGGGACAUCGACAGCUGCACCCACUGCUACUGCCUGCAGGGCCAGACGCUCUGCUCCACAGUGAGCUGCCCCGCCCUGUCCUGCCAUGAGCCAAUCAACGUCGAGGGCAGCUGCUGCCCCAUGUGCUCAGAGAUGUACGUCCCUACGAACGUACCGAUCGAAAAGACGGACCAGCGCCGGGACCCGGGGAUGCGCAGGCCCGGUUGGCCCACACCGAGUGAAAAUGACAUCAUGCCCCAGUUCAGAGGUGAAUUCGGAAGCCUGCAGAUGCCCUACCUGGACAGCAAGACACUAGCAUCCCGCGAGGAUGGCACUUUCCACACAGUGGCAUGGGUGGCCCUGCCAAUCCUUAUGAUAGCGAUCACUAUUGCCACCCUGCUGGUCAUUAAUCAGAAGAAGCAGUGGCUCACAGUGCCCUGCUACCGCACCCCCACAAAGCAGCCCACCUGUCUGAAUAACCAGCUGGUGUACGUGGACUGCCAGAAGGGGAUGAAAGUGCAAGUGGACAGCUCCCAGCGCAUGCUCCGCAUCGCCGACCCCGACUCGCGCUACAGCGGAUACUACAGCAUGCAGAAACAGAGCAACCUGCAGGCGGACAACUUUUACCAGACUGCGUGAGGCGGGGCGGCGUCGGGGGGGCAG